UAAAACUCUGCUGAACCAGUGAAAACGAAGCGCGAGCGUCGCUGCAGGAUUUGCAAUAUUGAUCUCCGGAAAAACUGAACACCGUGGCCAGGUUUUAGGCUGCUACUGCUGGUGGCCAGCUAUCGCGUCGCGAGUGUUGUGACCCUGCGUUGCGUGAAAAGCACCCAAGGUGUGCGCUCGGGCAUAGAAGAAAACGAAAUACAAAAAAAAAUCCGUGCGACGAUUCGAAAGUGACGUGACGCAGUCGGAAAGUUACAGUCGGGAUUGAAUGAAAUUGGUUCUCAUGCUGAUCCGCAAUUUACUUGCUGCUGGUCUCUAAUGUAAUAGUAUGGUAUCACGGUUCGAACGCCUAAUGGGGUGCUCCUCGAUCCCGGUAGGAGAGAUAUCGCCCGAGGCCGUAGCACAAUGCUCGGGCCGUGGCGACUGUCUCAACGGCACCUGCCUCUGCGAGAUUCGCUACAGCGGCGAAGAGUGUUCCGGCUUUAAUUUGCCGUAUCAUGCGGGCAUUUCGGCGGUUUUCUACUUCGUCGGUUUCGUGUCGGUGGUGCAGCUACUGAUCUGCAUCAUCGCCGAGUAUCAGCGGCUGAAGCAACCGAGCUUCCUGCGUGCCUGCCGGCUAACCACGCAAAAGCUGCUCUACUUCUUCGUUUUCGUGGCUUCGGUACUGCGAGGCGCUUACUUCACGACACCGGAAACGCUUCAACCGGCCUGGGUUUCGUAUCUGAUGUCGCUGUACUAUCCGCUCGUGAUGACCUGCGCCUCGCUCGUGGUGUGCCUGUGGGCCGAGAUCUUCCACCUGCAGGGCAUCCGCUGGGAACGGUCGCAGUUCCUGUCGAAGAGUUUCCUCGGCUUCCUGGCGUUCAAUCUGCUCCCGUACAGCCUGUUUCUGGCGGAGAUCGCUUACUCGCACCUGUUCUCGGGCCGCAGUACGUCCUUCUUCAACGGUUGCUACGCCGCCCUGCUGCUGAUCGUUGUCAUCUUCUUCCUGAUCUACGGUGUCGAGGUGUUCUUUAAGGUCCGUGGUGGCUUCGUGUACGACUUCGGUGUGGUGCCGAGCAGCGAAAAUGUGAACGCUUCCCAGCUGCACCAGUCCCGCUUCGGUCUGCUCAGCCAGGCGAUCAUGAUGAUAGUGAUCGUCGGGUUUCUCACUUCGGAAACGCUCGGUGAUUUCUGGAAGAAAAAAGUUCCGGUGUAUUCCCGCAAUUGGCACGACAUCGUGUUCCGGUUGGCCGAAGUUGGCGUUGCCCUGUGGUUCCCGUGCUGCCUGUGGAACUCAAUGGCACCGGAGCAGCUGUGGAUACUGAACCCGCGCAAGCUACUGACGCGCCAGAUCGAUCCGGUCGCCCCGGAAUCGACGGAAGCGCCGGCAGAACCGUCGACUUCCGGCACCGCCGAGGAGGGUCAAUCGUUUCUGGCGAAAAAGGACUGCUGGAUCUGCUACGACACGGACAAACCGGAACCGCUGAUUCAGCCGUGCAAGUGCAUCGGCGACGUGAGCUCGGUGCACCACGAGUGCCUGCGCCGGUGGCUGGUCGACAGCUGCGCCAACAGUGACGCGGUGCUAAAGUGCAAAGUGUGUGACUCACCGUACGAAAUCGAACGAUCCAAUAGGCUCGACUGGGAGAAGGGUUUCACCAUUCAGCACUGGGCGAAAACGAUCAUCAUCGUGACGCUGAUGUGCAUUACGGGUGCGGGCGCCUGGGUCAUCAUCCAGCUGAACGAGGACUCGUUCGUGCGCGUGCUCGUGGCCGGGUUCGCCAUCAUCAUCGGCUACAUACUGUUCAAGAUGCUGGGCGAAAACACGGUGACCGCGAUACAGCGGGCAAAGGUGAGUUCGAUCUACAUCGUCACUUCGGUAAACGAUCUGCAAACCUAAAAGGAGCCCCGUCGGGCGAGCAGAGCAGCAAAAACAACCCCUCCAUUGUGAUUGAGAGUGCAACAGGCGCACCGAAAAGGUGCCCCACUGGAACCUGGAACUGGUGCGUGGGGGGAAUCUGCGUUUACUUUCAUAUUUACUGUCGAAGCCACUCAGCUCGUUGCGCUUUGUUAAAACCUAGCGAAAGAUCGAACAACAAAGCCCGCUCUAAUAAGUGGCCACCGCAGGAGUCGUUUUGCUGCAGUUUGCAUUUUAGAGCCACCACGGAAAGCCAUUCGAUGCUGUAACGAG
Messenger RNA from Anopheles cruzii, 2167 nucleotides. RefSeq lists its product as uncharacterized. NCBI's taxonomy places the organism in Eukaryota, Metazoa, Arthropoda, Insecta, Diptera, Culicidae. The coding region runs from base 329 to 1876 and encodes 515 amino acids. Gene Ontology annotation, molecular function: zinc ion binding. The transcript is spliced from 8 exons. The record is from RefSeq and is a predicted model, not a curated record.